AAAAUUCGAUUAAAUUUCUAAGAUUAUUUUAAGAAUAUGUGAAUAUAAUUUUAUAUAAUGGAAGACAACAUUCAUCAUGAUAAAGGAUACACGACGAAGGCCGCUUUAAUGAAGUUGAGAAAUGACAUUGGUUCUGUAAUAGAUGAACAUAAAUUACAAAAUCGCAUGGGAAUUUGUAUACUGUGGAACAUCAUAUCAUUGAAAUCUGAGAAAGUCCUAGUAUCAGGAAUAGCUUACACUGUGACAAUAAUUAAUAUAAUAUGUUUAAUACUCACAUAUCUAAUUGGAGGAACCCUUUUAGCGCAAGGAUAUUUAUUAUGGGAGGCAUUAUUUUUAUUUGUCUUACUUGUAAUUAAUAUAUGCAUAGCAGCGAAUGAAGAAUAUUUGUACAGAAAUGAAAUUCCAUAUCGUGUCAAGAAGGUAUUAGAAACUCUAGAUAGAGCUGUAAAGAAGUGUUCAUGGAAAGAACAUCACUACCCACACCUAUGUGCACCCUUCUCGCCAUGUGUGAUCUUACAAUGGACAUACAGGGAUGGUGUUAUAGUAAACCUCCCGUGGGCGCUGUUGGUGGAAGGAGACAUAAUCGUGCUCAGACCAGGCCAGGAAGUGCCUGGGCAUUGCCAAGGAUUGUCGCCAGGUGACCCGGAACUAUUCUUUGGUCAGAUCUUCCUAUCAGGGUCACAGACAAAGGAGCAUUUUAGCGCACCGCGCGUGCGUACUCCGCACCCGAACAAAACGUAUAGAAUGUGCGAAACGCCUUACUUGAAAAACUUAAGACUGGCCCUAAACCAAGCAACGGCGAGACCUGUGACCGUAUUUGAGAAACAGAGGUACUUGUGCACGGUGAAGAUUCUGGAAGGUAUUGUACUGCCGAUAGUUAUAUCGCUAAUGGCCGCGACCAGUGUGGCGCGCCACUUGUGCCGCUUGACCGGCACGGCUCACUGGACGGAGAUAUACUUACUGCAAAUCGCAGCGGCUUCUGUGCCGUUGCUGCAGAUAUUCUUCCCCAUCGCUUGGGUGACGCUCAACUGCUACGGGUUGGCGAGGUUCAAACUAUUGUCGGAGACGCGACAGAUAUACACCCGCCCCAAAUCUUGCUCCAUAUCCGAGGAAGCUAGCGACCCGCUUAUAAAAGCGCUGAGCGAAUCUAACCUCAAAAUGGAGAGCUUGCGAUCCUUGAGCAAGACCUUCUGGAACAUUCUUAUUGGUAGAGAGGACAUGGUUACCAGGACAGCGAAUAUCGUACAUGUUUUGGGGUCCUUAUCGGCUCUGUGCUGUGUCGACAAAAAGGGUGUUUUGUCGUGGCCGAACCCGACAGCGGAGAAAGUGUUCUUCUUGCGCAAUUCGAGUCCAACUUCACACAAUUCCAGCAAAACUAGCCUAGUGGAUUCAAUGGGACACCAGAGUCAUAGCAAUCUCGAUCAAGUUGGCGAUACGAAACCAAACGCUGAAACUUCUACCAUCGUUGAGGUGCUGGAUCUUACUCACGACCAGAACGCGCCGUUUCGGGUAGAGUUCGACGAGCAAAGAUGGCGGACACACCUCGCGCGGCUCAAGCCAUUGGGUCUUGCUGCUUUGCUUAACACAUGCGCGCAAGCUCCCAGACAUACGUACGCACAUUUUUGCGCGCACCUCACAUGCGAGGCGCACUACAGUGAAGACCUAGUGCCCGUUACGAAUAGACGCUGCCUCUGCGAGUUGGCCAAGCAGAUUGGCUUCACUGACUCAGUAGCUAACUCCUACAGUGUACAAGAAUGCCUGGCGGUUUUCCGACAUUUGCAAGCGGACACGAUCAGACGGGAGACUCGUUUCGUCCGCUCUCUGCACCUGAGUACGCGAGUAAAGGUGCCCCUACCACAUAUGCUGGCCGUACUCGUGAAGGAUCACUCCCACCAGCUACAGAUGUUGACACAGGGCACGGCGGAUAUAAUCCUGGACUCGUGCGUGGAUUACUGGAACGGAAGGGAUCUGACGCCGAUCUCGCCUUCAGACCGCAAGAAAAUCAUUGACUUCUAUCAGCGUAAUUCGCUGACUGCUUAUUGCACGGCCUUCGCUUACAAACCCCUAACCCGUGGCAUAUCGUCGACCCUCGCACAACAGUACCUGGAACUGCCGGCAGACAGUCGCUCUCUGUACGCGCCGCAUUCGCACGACUGGCCGGACGCGCCCGCCCUACAUUUCCAUUCUACAGAUUCAUUGCUAUUUAACGAGAUAACGGAUGACGACGUCAGCGACGCUGAUGGAUAUUUUGACAUGCAAUGUAAUCAGGUUUUUAUAGGUAUGGUGACGAUGCAGUACCAGGCGCAAAGCGAUAUGGUGGAGUUGAUAGAACGCCUCGAGCGCGCCUGCAUUCGCUUCGUUCACUUCAGUAAGGAGAAUGAGUUGCGUUCGCGUGUCUUUAGCGAAAAAAUGGGCUUAGAAUCAGGAUGGAACUGCCACAUAUCACUUAUGAGCGAUCGGCCUACCAGCAAGCCGGGCUCUCCGCUGUCGUCUCAGACGCUGGGCCGCGAGCGCGGCAACACUGCGUCGCAACUGACUAGACCCGACACUGGUGACGUCACUACAUAUAGUGGGAACAUAUCGUCAUCAAAAGUUCUAUCAAUGUCAGCGCCUGGCGCCAUUAACGUAGAACACACCACAGUCAAGUUUGAUGAUGAAAUUAAGAAGACCCGCCAUUCUCUAACGACGCACCAAGGAUUGAAGCAGCUUCAACGCGGGAGCGUGGCCACGAGCCAAGCGUCCACGGACUCGCUGCUCAAUGACGACGCGGAGGACACGGGCGAGUCGCCCCCGGACGCAUGCCGCUCCCUGUCUUGCCUCACGGACUCCACGGACCACUCCGCGCCGCUUAACUUCGACAUGAGCAAUCGGGCAAAACUCCCGCGAGGUAUCGAGAACAUUCGACCACACAUCGAGCAAGUUGAUAACGUCCCGCUACUAGUCUCCCUGUUUACGGAUUGCACCGCUAACUCCGUGCAUCGGAUGAUACAGAUCAUGCAGGACUACGGCGAAGUGGUUUGUGUUAUGGGUUCUGCAGCAAAUUGCCAGAACAUGGAGAUAUUCAUGCAGGCAGAUGCAAGCAUAGCAAUGGAGCCACUUUACCCCGUGUUGUGCCAAAAGAUGCCACCCUACCAAGUGCCGCAGACUUGCAUCGGACCCAUCGAUCUGGCGAGGUCACUCAAUUCAGUACCUUGCUCCUUAUCGCUGAAAAAUAAAUGGCAAACUCAACCGUACACCAACAGCUAUUGUAACACCGAGCUGGCGCGCGCGGCGGACGUGUCGCUCUUUGCGCUAAUCACGAUGUCGCGCCACUUCACCAUGUGCCUGUGGAACACCACGCAGUUCUGGAUAUGCAGCGCAUGCUUCCUCUCCUUGAUACAGGUGAUGUCGGUGAUGUGCUACGGCAUUGGCGCGCUGACCGUGGGCGGCGCCACGUGGUGCUCUCUGGUGGGUGCGGUGCUGUCCAGCGCGUUGGGCUUCGCACCACCACCCUCCGCACUUAUGCUCCGAGCCGCUACGAGACCCGCGCUCUCUUUCAGCCCCCGUAUGGCGCUCUUCAUAUUUUGGUGUUACGGCUGCAAGUUCCUACCGUCAAUCGUAUCGAUCUUACUCCUCUACGGCCUUACGCUUAGGAACUUCUGCGAGCAAAUAGCGGAGUUCACUAACUCCACGUCCUGUUGGCUGGUAUACCCCGUGAACGCGGGGAACAGUUGUCUCAGCGAGGAUCUAGCCGAAAAGAGCUGGCACGGGUGGGGAGAUGAAUUCUACGACGGGUUGUAUCUGGCGCAGCAUAUCACACUUGCGCUUGUCACUUUACAUCUAGUUAUAAUAUCGCUGUCGUUCGUACAUCGACACUCGUCUAUAUGGCAGAGGAGGUUUUGGUCUAACAGAGUUUGGUCUACGAGAGUGGUGCUUAUAAUAUUAAUACAAGGCACAUUCAGCGGUUUGUUGCUGCGCGGCUCGUACGGGCAGUGCGGCGAGUGCGGUGCGUGCGAGCUGCGUUACACGCCCGCCUGGCCGCUGUGCGGCGCGUACGCGGGCUCACUGCUACUCGUCUUCCUGCUUAACGAGCUCAUCAAGUGGCAGGAGAUCAAGGCUGAUGCUCGCAACCAAAGGAGGGCCCGGUUGGACUUCGGGACAAAACUGGGAAUGAACUCGCCGUUUUAAACAACGCUACAAAUGUCUAGUCAAUUACGCUUUAGUAGGAUUGUAAACGAUUAACGAACAGUUGCAAUUUAGUUUUAAGCAAAUGUACUUUUUUGUACCUAACCAAUAUUUUGUACUUAAUUUAUUUUAUUGAAUAAGUUUGAGACAUUGAUUUUUUUUAAUAAAAUAUAUUCUCAUAACAUGCAUUUCAAUUA
This is a messenger RNA of Pararge aegeria (speckled wood butterfly), 4361 nucleotides long. RefSeq names its product transmembrane protein 94. Gene Ontology annotation, molecular function: nucleotide binding. Bases 58 to 4167 code for a protein of 1369 amino acids. NCBI's taxonomy places the organism in Eukaryota, Metazoa, Arthropoda, Insecta, Lepidoptera, Nymphalidae. The record is from RefSeq and is a predicted model, not a curated record. The transcript is spliced from 28 exons.